AUGUACAAAGAUGGUAGAUGGGUUUUGAUCAGUUUUGAUUGAACCAUGGUUGUGAAGCAGAGUUUUUAUUGAUUUUAUUACCAUUAGCAUUGGUUUGAACCAUUGUGAUCUACUGGUUGAAGCUUUUACUAAAAAUAUGACAUAUUUCGUUUAAAGAAUUGGUGAUUCCCAAUAAAUAUUUGACAUGUUACCUUCAGCAAAUGCAGAUGAAAAGACCAUAGUUUUGGGGAAACUCUGUGUUCCAAUUUUGCAAGAGGUUGAGCCUGUGGGACGAUGGUUUGAAGCUUACAUUUCACGCAGUAGAAGAAAUGUGUCUCUGUCAAGUUCUGAACCUGGUGAGAAUUCAAAUGAAAAUAAUGCAGAUAAAAAAGAAAGUAGUAGUUCAUCAAGUUCUGAUAGUGAAGAUGAGAGAUAUCUACUCACUCUGGAUCCCAAGGAGUGGAAGGAGCAAGAUCAUUACAAAGUAAUUGGUUUAAAAAAUAGAAGAUAUAGAGCUACUGAAGAUGACAUAAAGAGAGCUUACAGGAAAAUGGUUCUCAAACAUCAUCCUGAUAAGAGUCAUUCUCGUAAAUCUAAGAUGCACUUAGAUGCUGUUCAGGAAUAUUUCACAUGUAUAACUAAAGCAGGAGAAAUCUUAAUGAACAAGGCAAAACGACGGGCUUAUGACAGCAUUGAUCCAACAUUUGAUGAUUACGUCCCACCUGUUAACCCAAAUUCCAAAAUAAAUUUUUACCAAGUUUUUGGCCCUGUUUUUGAUGCAAAUUCCCGGUGGUCAUGUGAGCAGAAAGUACCAUGUCUUGGAGAUGAAGACUCGACUUUUGAAGAUGUGGAUGAGUUUUACAAAUUUUGGUAUGAUUUUGAAUCAUGGAGAGAAUUUUCAUAUUUGGAUGAAGAAGAAAAGGAGAAAGGCCAAAGUCGUGAUGAACGUAGGUGGAUGGAAAAACAAAACAGAGCCAUGAGGCAGAAACGGAAGAAAGAAGAAACAACAAGAUUAAGAACUUUAGUUGACAAUUGUUACGCUUGUGAUCCUCGUUUGAAGAAAUUUCGCGAGGAAGAGAAAGAAAGAAAGGUGUCGGAAAGAAGAGCAAAAGAAGAAGCAGUGAGAUUGGCAGCUGAAGAACAGGAAAAGAAAAGACAGGAGGCUCUUGAAGCGGAGAGAAUUUUACGAGAAAAAGAAGAACAAGAAGCUAAGGAAAAAGCGCAAGCCGCGAAGAAGGAAAAAGAUAAACUUAAGAAUGCCUUAAAAAAAGAAAAGAAAAGUAUAAGAACGUUUUGUAAGGAGCAUAAUUAUUUUUCAUGUGAUGAGAAAGACUUGGUUGAAAAAAUGGAAUUAACAGAAAAAUUACUAGAAACAUUAACAUUAGAUAGAUUACAAGAUUUACGAGAAUCUUUUAAACAGGAAAAUAAAGAUAAUAUUAGUAAUUUAUUCCUGCAAGAGAUUGAUAAAUUAAAACAAGAGAUAAUCUUGGAAGAGGAAAAGGCUGCAAGAACCGCUCAAGAAAAAAAGGCGGCCAAGGAGAAUGGGAGCGAAACCAGUUCGAGUUCAUUGUGGGGUGAAGACGAACAGGAACUUCUUAUUAAAGCAGUGAAACUGUUUCCUGCAGGAACGAAUACAAGAUGGGAAGUCAUAGCGGAAUAUAUUAACCAUCAUUCGAAAGGCAAUGCUGUAAAAACAUCAAAACAUGUCAUAAAGAAAGUCAAAGAAUUGCAAAGAUUUGACACAACACAAAUAGAAAACGCAAAUAAAAACGCAUUUGCCAAAUUUGACAAGACUCUUUCUUCUCCAUCGACUUCCACUCCAAGUCCAUCAAACCCGACUGAAAGAUAUGAUAACAGUGGUUCCGCCGCAGCACAAAGCACGCCUGCCGUAGAAAGGACGUGGAAAACGGAAGAACAAAAGCUGCUAGAAAAUGCUCUUCGGAAGUACCCGUCAAGUACUCCUGAACGAUGGGAUAGGAUCGCCGAAGAAGUACCAGGAAGAACAAAAAAGGAAUGCAUGAGGAGAUAUAAGGAUCUUGUCGAAAUGGUAAAGGCAAAGAAAUCAGUUGCAGCAAGAACAAAUAAGACGUAGUUUUAAGGUAGUUAGGAUACAGCGGGCAAUAGAUAUUACAAGCCAUGCUCCUGACCAUCUCCGGGCUAAAUAUGGUCACAGGUUUAAGCUGAUCUGCAGGGCUUACAACUUUUCUUAAAAAUCGUUUGACUGCUUUCUUCAUCGAUUUACAUUCGCAUUUCACCAAGUGUUUUAAGAUUUAGGACACAGUUGAUGUACUUUAAUAACUUGGAAAUGAGUAAGUAGCUUAGAAAUGUUCUCAAUCUCUGGUUUUGCAGAAUGGCGAGUUGAAAUCUCCCCCAGUGAAUCAAAAAGCCAUAAAAUGUACAUUUGAGUAAAAAUCUGGCAAACACAGAGGAAAAUAAACUAAAUCCACGUACAAGAUCUCUUGAAAUAAGUUGAUUUAAAACACC
This is a messenger RNA of Dendronephthya gigantea, 2463 nucleotides long. Its product is annotated as dnaJ homolog subfamily C member 2-like. The transcript is spliced from 18 exons. Gene Ontology annotation, cellular component: cytosol. The coding region runs from base 185 to 2071 and encodes 628 amino acids. NCBI's taxonomy places the organism in Eukaryota, Metazoa, Cnidaria, Anthozoa, Malacalcyonacea, Nephtheidae. The record is from RefSeq and is a predicted model, not a curated record. Gene Ontology annotation, biological process: 'de novo' cotranslational protein folding; regulation of translational fidelity. Gene Ontology annotation, molecular function: ribosome binding; Hsp70 protein binding.